GGAUCCGUGAACUCAGAGGAAGCAACCCCGACAACGACAACUCCGACAACCAUCCGCCAAGAUGAGAACGUACGACGAUUCUUUCUCCGGCCAGCGGAUUUACCCCGGCAAGGGUAAGCUGUAUGUCCGUGGCGACAGCAAGAUCUUCCGGUUCCAGAACGGCAAGUCCGAGUCGCUCUUCCUCCAGCGCAAGAACCCCCGCCGCAUCGCCUGGACGGUUCUCUACCGGAGACAACACCGCAAGGGUAUCUCUGAGGAAGUCGCCAAGAAGCGCACGCGCCGCACCGUCAAGUCGCAGCGUGCGAUCGUCGGUGCCUCGCUCGAUGUGAUCAAGGAGCGCCGGUCGAUGCGCCCGGAGGCCCGGAGCGCCGCCCGCCUGGCCGCCAUCAAGGAGAGCAAGGAGAAGAAGCAGGCCGCGCAGGCCGCCAAGAAGGCCGAGAAGGCGAAGUUGGCCGCCCAGGCCGCCAAGGGCCAGCCGCAGGGCCGCAUCGCCAGCAAGCAGGGCGCCAAGGGUGCGCCGGUCAAGGUUGCCGCCAAGAGCCGUUAAGGACUCAUCUGCUUUUGGUGGUUGCUGGUCUGGGAUGGGGUGCGAUGUUCUUCUUGGGGCAACGGGAAACCAGGUCAUGAGAGGAGCGCAAUAGAUGAAAUGGUUGUCUUGCGGUCUUGCCUGUGGCCGGAAGGGAAAACUGCUGGAGUCGGUCGGUCGGUACUCGGGUUAUUGCCUGCUCAGCUCUCUUAAAGGGUUUCUGCGCUCUCGCAACAAGUUGACAAGAAAUCAACUUGUUUUUCUCAAAGGGGCCGGUUGCAUGGAUCCUGCGUGACAGGGGGAAGGGCAUCUGCAUGGGUAGCUCACGGUAUGGCGACUGAUGUAUGCAUACAUUUGGUCUGACAGCAACGGGCGCCCUGGGCAGUGAUGGGUCUCUACGGUAUGGAGGAUGCAGCGCAGCUCAUCUGCCAGACUCCGAGAUGCGAAUCGACGACCUCUUCCCGAUCACGCACCCA
Messenger RNA from Thermothielavioides terrestris NRRL 8126, 1002 nucleotides. Its product is annotated as 60S ribosomal protein L24. Gene Ontology annotation, biological process: cytoplasmic translation. The record is from RefSeq and is a predicted model, not a curated record. Lineage: Eukaryota; Fungi; Ascomycota; Sordariomycetes; Sordariales; Chaetomiaceae. Bases 62 to 547 code for a protein of 161 amino acids. The transcript is spliced from 3 exons. Gene Ontology annotation, molecular function: structural constituent of ribosome; mRNA binding. Gene Ontology annotation, cellular component: cytosolic large ribosomal subunit.